AUGGCUCCGACCUACACGAACAACGAACUACGCUCCAUCGGCGAGCGCUGCAGCAAUCGCCUCCCUCCCGCAUCCGCCGUGCAAGCUAUGCACUCGUACGAACUGCAACGCGACACUGAAGUCGAGCGGCUAUUUCACGGCCUCAUGUUCGACCAAGAACAAAGCAAGCAGCACUCGAAAUCGCUCGAAGACGACGUUACAAAACUUCAGUCCGAUGUGAGCAUUAUGCAGAGCCAGAUGCGGGUCAAAGAGGUGGAGAAAGAUGACCUGUCGACGGCGAUGGCAGCGCAGCUGGAAAGCCUGAGAGACAAAGUGGACAAUCACCUCAAGACUGCGCGGCCGCGGAUGCUGCGCCUGGUGCUGCUGGAGAAGAAACUCGAGGUUGUGUACGCGGAAGCAGUGAAUCGAGAGAUCCAGAGGAAGUUCGACGAGCAGCGAGCAAAAGACAAAGACGAAACCAAUGGCGUCGAGCCCCUCGUCAAGAUGGCCAUGCUUACGAACGAAAUCGACCGAGUCAAGCAAGAGAUCGCCGGCACGGAUGAUGAGGUUCAGGUUCUGUUCGACGAGCGAGAUGCCAUGGUGACAUGGCUCGGCCAGACCAACAAACGAAUCGAGACGGCUGUGCAAGAGGCUGAUGAGCGCAUGGCUGGUAUCGAGGAGCUCAAUUCCCAGCGGAUGGCUGCUCUGGAGAAGAAAGUCGACGAGAAGCUUGCACAGGUUGAAGAGAAGGCCGCUGAUUCUCGUGCUGAAAUGGACCCGGAAGUGGGUCGUCGUUCUAAGCUCUCAGAGGCCAUCCUCGAUUUGCGCCUUGGAACUCUACAGGCGGCCGUGGAAUGUCAUGCGAUGACGGCAGAUCUCACGGCACAAUCCCUGACUAAACUCGAACGCAGCACGGAGCGAGAAUGCUCAAACUUCAGAAAGGAGGUGAACGCUGCCUUCAAGGCCACCCAAUCCACAAUCGGUGCUCGAGUGUCAGAAGAGGCGACUGUCCGCGAGGAAGCCAUCAAGCAGAUCCAGCAAACGGCAAUUAAAAAGGAAGAGGCAAUGAUCCAGUCAUUCGCAAAGCAAAUCGUAGAUGCCGAGGAGCGAUGCAACGAGCGCGUGGCCAUCACCGAGAGGCGGAGUCGGAAACAUCGCAAGAUGCUGCAACAGCUCCGUGAGGGGAUCACUGGCAACGCCGCGGCAAGUCGACAGCAGGUCGCCACUCUUCAAGCGAAAGUCGACAAGCUGGAAGGCCUCGUUCGAGCGUUGACGGGACAGCAUGCGAACGUAUCGCCGGCGAGUACUCAGCGCUUGGCCGUGCGGUCUCCAGUUGGACAGAAUCUGGAUCUCUCGAUCCCAAAGGGCAGUUCGUUGGCUUCGCAGAAGAAGGAGAGUCCUCGCAAGGCCACGCCGGUCAAGCAUCUGAAGUUGUGA
Molecule: messenger RNA, 1416 nt
Organism: Neohortaea acidophila
Lineage: Eukaryota; Fungi; Ascomycota; Dothideomycetes; Mycosphaerellales; Teratosphaeriaceae
Exons: 1
Coding region: 1-1416 (471 amino acids)
Source: RefSeq, a predicted model, not a curated record